AUGGCUUCCGGAAACAAAGCCACCAGCCACGGCCAAAAGGUCGAUCUCGGCCAGAACGCUCCUGUGACCCAAGAAGGUCCCGGAGCCGUGGCUUCCGACUCACUCGCAGCCGAGUCGAGCACCUUCAAAAAGGACAACGAGAUAUCCACCUCUGAGAUCGCAUCCCGCCACAGCGAGCAGCACAAAUCGACAUCCAGACCACACGAGGGUAGCCACCACAUCUCAGGCGGUAGCACGCACGCCGGCACCGCACCCUCAUACGUGGACAGCCAGUAUACGCAAGCUUCCGGAGGUCCGCACGGCAAGAACCUGAAGGAAGACAAGAGUCUUGGUACCGGAAGCAAUGCCAGCUUCACAGAGAUCGGAUCCAAGGACGAUCCCGCACGAUUGGCGGAGGCGAAGCUUGUUGCCCAGACUGCGUCGAGCAACGCAGGCGGCGUGGGACGGGAGACGGCUAUUGAUCGCGACAACCAAUACGACACGCUAAAGACAGAGACAUCUGCCUAA
Messenger RNA from Truncatella angustata, 507 nucleotides. RefSeq lists its product as uncharacterized. The transcript has a single exon. NCBI's taxonomy places the organism in Eukaryota, Fungi, Ascomycota, Sordariomycetes, Amphisphaeriales, Sporocadaceae. The record is from RefSeq and is a predicted model, not a curated record. Bases 1 to 507 code for a protein of 168 amino acids.